Molecule: messenger RNA, 1304 nt
Organism: Laetiporus sulphureus 93-53
Lineage: Eukaryota; Fungi; Basidiomycota; Agaricomycetes; Polyporales; Laetiporaceae
Product: actin-like protein ARPC2
Exons: 6
Coding region: 209-1126 (305 amino acids)
Biological process (GO): Arp2/3 complex-mediated actin nucleation; actin filament polymerization
Cellular component (GO): actin cytoskeleton; Arp2/3 protein complex
Molecular function (GO): actin filament binding; structural constituent of cytoskeleton
Source: RefSeq, a predicted model, not a curated record
GUCGGGUCCAGCCACUGCUACCUGCGAUCGCGACUGAAUGACUCUAGUCACGGAGGACUGAGCGGUAAGGAUCACCGAAAAGGCAGAAUAGCCUCCUGGAAUUACGUAAGUAAAUCAGUAUUCCAGUCCGGGCGGGCAUGUGGCCAUCGCUACCUGCUCGUUACCCACUCUCUUUCCAAACAAGUUUGACGGACUUACGUCCACCAACAUGAUAUUACUUGAGUCACACAACUACAUCAUCCAGACUACGCUGGCAGAGAAAUGCAUCAAGCCGAGCUCUCUGGACGUUCAGUUUGUUGACUUUGAUGGCGUCCGCUUCCACCUGUCCACGCCCGAGCGCAAGACUGCGUUGCUACUCUCCAUGAACAUCCGUUGCUGGGACGAGCUUGUCAGAUACGGCGUGAACGAUGUGCUCAAACGGGAAUAUGGUGCUCUUCUAAAGGGUGCGCCAGAGCCAGAGUACGACAUAAGUCUGGAGGUUGAUCUCGAGAAGAUGCCCCCGGAGGGUGAGGAACGAGAUGCCUACAUCAAGAACAUCGCACUGCUCAAGCGAAAUGCACUGGCAGUCCCAUUUGAGUCUGCAUUUGCCGCACAGAAACAGCUAGAGGCCGCCGGCAACGGGCAGGGGGGACUAAUGGCCUUGCACUACCGCGACGAAGAGGUCAUCUACGUGCAGGCAUCCCCGGAUCGCGUCACCGUUAUCUUCUCGACCAUGUUCCGCGAAGAGACAGACCGUAUCUUUGGCAAGGUCUUUCUCCAGGAAUUCGUCGAUGCACGCCGGUUGCCCACGAUCCAGAGUGCGCCGCAAGUCCUUUACACCACACGCGAACCUCCCCUGGAGAUCCGUCACCUUCCGGGGCUCACCGACUCCGACGACGUGGGCUACGUGACGUUCGUCCUCUUCCCCCGCCACUUUGCCAACGCAGAGAUUGCAUCGGCCACGAUUAGCCAUAUUCAACUCUUCCGUGACUAUCUACAUUAUCACAUCAAAUGCUCGAAGGCGUACAUGCACUCGCGUAUGCGGCACCGGGUCAGCGAGUUCCAGAAGGUGCUAAACAGAGCCAAGACAGAGGUUGCUGUUGCCGACAGGAAGACUGCGAGCGGUCGCUCUAUGAUGUCGCGUUAAGUGCGAUCAUUAGAAUGGUUCAAUGUCAAGGAUCCAUUGUAUUUCUAGCGGCUCGGGCUUAUAAAUGAUAAUUUGUACGAGACACUGGGGAUGAUAUAACUUAAGUCCGGUUUUCCUACGUCCCGGUAGAGCGCACGAAGACUAUCAAUAAAUCUACAAAGUAUGCGUUGAUGCAGAU